AUGUCAACAAUGAUUUCAGCAAUUGAAACUCUUCCACCAGAAUUAUUUCGAUCUAUUAUUGCUUUCCUCUCUCCAGAAGAUACAUCUGCUUUGGCACAGACAUGCCAUCGAAUGUAUAUAAUUACACGUGACGAUAAAAUAUGGCAGCGAUAUUUUUUAAAAAGGUAUACAUACACACUUAGUUUUCCUCAUUAUUCAAAUGGAGAAUAUUUGCUCAGUUCUGCACUGAAAACUACUGAAGCUGUUGAUGGUUGUACAUGGCAAGCAUAUUUUGCCGAAAGAUCACUUCAAGAUAAACAUAUACGAUCGCUUCUAAAUGAAAUCAUAACCAAUCGUACAAAUCGAAUAUCUAAAGCUGAUUUGAUCUCAUCAAAAUAUGGUCUUUUGGCUUUUGAUGUGCUGAAAAAUUAUUUUUCACCUACUACUGACAUAUUCAAACAAUUCAAUAUUUUGAUAACGACUGCAACUUCACGUAAUCUUACGCGAGAAUAUUAUGCAUUGGAUCUGGCUCGAUUUAUUUCUCGAAAUAUUGGAUUAACUCUACUAAACGAAAUGAAGAAUCAAAUCGAAAUGCCUACUGAAGGCAAAGCGUUAAUUAAUGUCUUAUUUAUUAUUCAAUGUUUUCAUCCUCAUGGCAUAUUUCUAUCGUUAAAUCGUCUUCAUUCAAUUGGACAGCGUCUUAUUAAUGAUCGCUUAUUUUCCUCACUUACUCUACAUGAAAAAUGUCAAUUAAUAAUCACUACCAUGAAAAAAGAAAACUUUCUUCCAGCAAGUGCUUCUAAUGAAUAUUAUGAUUUAGAAAAUUCAUUUCUUUUCUCAACAUUCAAUGGGAAACCAACAAUUCCAUUAACACUCGUUUCGAUUUUUUGUGCAUUAGCUGACGAAUGCGGUUUAGUAGCUCGACCUGUUGGUUUUCCCGGUGAAGUUAUGGCACAAGUAGAACAACCAUUAGAUAGCUCCAUGCCAUUGAUAAUUAGUGUUUUCGACAAUAAAAUCAUGUCGCUUGAUGACAUCAAUGAACGUCUAGCUAAUACUAUUCAAACACCGUUAACUUAUCCUCUAACGAUUACUCCAAUGAGUGACUUUGUUAUUCGAUCAGCUCGAAAUAUGGUACAUAGUAUUGGUAGAAAUACAACAUCAUCAUUGAAUUCAUAUGGUCUUUAUGCUGCUGUAUCGAUUCUUAAAAUUUUAGGCGGUGAUGCAUUACCAUUUGCUUAUGAUUCUAUGAUGAAUGUUCUAAAAGAACAUUUUCCAAUGGAUAUACAUUUUCUUGAAAUGCUUUCAUCGUCGAUGACAAAUGCUUUUGAUGAGCUUAGUCAAAUACGAAUUCAAGAUGCAAAUCCUCUACCAAUCGAAGAAAAACGACGUAAAAAUUCUUCUCCAAAAUUUUAUGUUGGACAAAUAUUUCAACAUAAACAAUAUAAUUAUUGGGGUGUAAUUUGUGGAUGGGAUCUAAGUUGUGCGGCUUCACCAAUAUGGCAAGUACGAAUGGGAAUACCGAACUUAGUACGAGGAGCAUUACAACCUUUUUAUCAUAUUUUGGCAGAUGACUUUUCAAGAAGAUACGUAGCUGAAGAUAACAUCAAUGCAUUGGCAUUUACUUCUAUUGAAAAUAAACAAGACACACAUGCGAUUGUAGAAAAGUUACGUUCAAUCGAUGGCAUUGGAAAAUAUUUCGAAACAGUGGAUAUUAUUAAUGCAAGAUUUAUUCCAAAUAUGGAAUUACGCAGUGAAUAUCCCGAUGAUUUUGUUUGA
Rotaria socialis is the source of this 1755-nucleotide messenger RNA. The record is from the annotation of a GenBank genome assembly. NCBI's taxonomy places the organism in Eukaryota, Metazoa, Rotifera, Eurotatoria, Philodinida, Philodinidae.